Molecule: messenger RNA, 6170 nt
Organism: Brienomyrus brachyistius
Lineage: Eukaryota; Metazoa; Chordata; Actinopteri; Osteoglossiformes; Mormyridae
Product: LIM and calponin homology domains-containing protein 1-like
Exons: 20
Coding region: 1517-4153 (878 amino acids)
Biological process (GO): regulation of focal adhesion assembly; positive regulation of stress fiber assembly
Cellular component (GO): stress fiber
Molecular function (GO): myosin II head/neck binding
Source: RefSeq, a predicted model, not a curated record
UUGACUCACAAACAUCAGACAUCAAUGACAGACAAAGCAAACUGGGGAGACCAGGACUUAAAUACACGGAACAAGGCAGCAGGAAACAAGACACGACUGGGCAGGAUCAGGAAAUCACACGUGGGUAAUUAGGGGGCGUGGCACACAGGAGGAGCGGACGAGCCGGGCAUGACACUAUGGCUGCUUAUGAAGAGUCCAUACGUUUUUUUUUGACUGUAACCAAGAGCCCGUUGCUGUGUUUUCUGAAUGCGCUGCAGGACACAGUAUCUCAUGACCAUCGCGAAGCUGGAGUCAUGACUACAGAAGAGCAGCACCUGGGUAUGGUGUGGCUCAGUGGGUUAGGACCGUGUGCCUGUGAUCUCUCAGAAGGUCACAGGUUCAAAUCCCAGGGAGUGAUGUCACUGUUGGGCCACUGAGCAGGACCGUUAAAAAAAUAAAUAAAUAAAUAAGAUGUUAGUUGCUUUGGAUAAAAGUUUCUGCUUAAUCAAUAAAAAAUAAAGAGCAAUGGUGAGCAGGGGGGUCAGUAGGCCUCUCUGGCUGCUCUGCCUGUGCUGAAAGUUACGCCCAGUCUGGCCUGAGUCGUGCCCAACCCAUGCUGCCAGUGGUUUCCCAGCCAGGGCUCAGAAGCAGCUAUGUGGUUUUCUGGCAGAUUUACCGGAGUGUGUGUGUGUGUGUGUGUGUGGGCUGCCAGUAAGACCACAGCUUCCAGUCCCUCACACAUAAUUGGUCAUUUGAGCCACUUGCCUCUCCUGUCUGACGGAUCCCGAUUUAUUGAGAUCCUCACAGUUUGCCAAAAGGCUGAGGAUUCCUGCGAGUCUGGAGCCGCCGGCGGUCGGAGGACCUGCACAACAGCUAAUUUCUUACCCUGGAUGACAGGAGACUCGGGCCUGUCCAGCUUGACGUUAAACCAUCACACUCCUGUCGCACACUUUCAGGACGACGCAAAGCCCCUCCCUCACUUUCAUGCUUUCCAGACUUGUUUUGUCCUCUGGCUCGAUUUUUCUAUUCACCCCCACCCCCAAUUCAUGGUUUGCGUUUGCGUGUCUGCACCUGUCUGGAGCCCAUCCCAGAAGCUAUGGGUGCAAGGAAAAGAGUAACCCAGGACGGGUCCGCCCCCCAUCACAGGGCGCACACACACACCAUCCCCACCCUGCAUAGGACAAAUGGAUAUUGAAGAUGAAUGAAUGAAUGAAUGAAUGAAUAAUUGAAAAUUGGAUGGCCGGUUGUACUUUUCUGAUCACUGAGAUCACUGUUCAUGUUUGUUUUAAACUUUUUGUUGUUUUCAAACCAGUGUUUCUCUCAGAACGUGAGUGGGGGGGGGGGGGUCUCCCUGUAUGUCUGCUCUCACUCUCUCCUUGGUUUUCCUCCGAAGGGCGAAUUCUCCGCUGCCGUUUUUGUGUGUGUUCUGGGUCGGUAGCCGGUCCUGCUAACAACCGCCGGCUGUUCUCUCAGCAGUAGCGCGAGCCUUUCUCGGUCCGCCGAGCCGUCUGUGCUCCAGGUGACGGACGCCGCCGCGAUGGCCGCCAUCGUUGUGACGAGCCCCCUCACCCCGUCCCCGAGGACCAGCCCAGCUUUGCUGAGGAAGUCCCUCGGAAUGACCAGCGGCAGUGGGUCUGAUCCCGCCUCCCGUUUGGCGGAUCUGGAGAAGGACGACAUGUCGACCAGACACCCCGUCAGCUCGACACGCACCACCUCCAGCCCCACCCACUUCCUCCCGGUUCCGUCCGUCAGACACAGCAGAGCCGAAAAGGCCGAUGCCGGGGGUGGCAAAACGUGGCAAACAACGUCUUCAGGCGAGGAUGAUCUGUCCCCAGUAUACAGCCAACGAAGUAGUGUGUCAGAUGACCCAGAGAGCAUGAGCCUGAUGGACAUGCGCUGCGACGAGGACGUCUUCCUGCAGCCACACAGCCAGGCUCGCCACGAGUACCUACACAACCAAUAUAACCAGCUCCGCGAGGAGGACACCCACUGGCAGACUGAUCUGGCCCGCUGGAAAAGCCGCAGGAGGAGCAUCUCCCAGGACCUAAUCAAGAAGGAGAAGGAGAGGAAGACGAUGGAGAAGUUGAUGAGCGGGGACAACGAUUUGGCUCAGCGAAGGAAGAGCUUCAAGACCUACAAGGAGAUAGUUGAAGAGAAGGAGCGCCGUGAGCGGGAGCUCCACGAGAUGUACCGGAACGCCCGGACCCCGGAGGAGGCGGAGGCCGUGCUCCAAUGCUACGCCCAGCGCUUCAGCAUCAGCGAGGCAGUGCUGACACAGCUGCGACUCCCCCGGCCGUUGGAGAGGAGCAUGUCGGCCGAGCCGGCCAGCUCAGCCCACGAGCCUGGCCCCAUGCGCUACCUGAGGCAGCAGUCACUCCCGGCGCCCAGAUUCACCUCCACCGUGGAGGCCAUUGUGGCCAAGGUUCCUCCCAUCCAAGCCCAGGAGAACUCCCCCACCCAAACCCCACCCCAGAGGACAGUGUCUUCACAAGCUUCCAGACCAGCAGCACUGCGCUCCAUCCAGGUGGACCAGAUGGCUCAGCUGGAUGGGGAUCCAGGGCAGGAAUUCAGCAGCAGUGUGGACGGUGGGGGGCAGAGGGAAGCGAGCCCGCCAGCGGUCUUCGAAAGCACAGCCCAGGUCCCAUUCUCUCCCAGAAGGGAGCCACAGUUGGUGACAACGGUGCUGGAGCUCAGACAGCAGGACGACGGUCCGCAGAACGCCCCCUCCAGGCCGGAGGGCCAUGGUGCAGAGGCCCCGUCACAGGAGACCAGGCUCACCCGGCCCACCACUCUGCCCACGAAGCUGCAGAGUGUGGACAGUGACCAGAUUGCUGACGGCGCCUCAGAGCCUCUUCAGGCCAAUGCUGAAGGAAACUCGCAGCACACAGAAGAUCAGCCUGCUGAAGAGGCCUCCAACUCUGGUGUGAAGGCCGCGUCACCAGAGAAGAAGUGUAUUGCCACUGCCACCCUGCAUAUGGAGUGUUCCCCGGCGCGUCAAACUCACAGUGCAGACGCAGGGGGCACUGUGGAGUCUCAGACGGAAAACGCAGAACUGAUACCGGCCCAAGGAACAAAAGACGACCAGCUGUUCCCUCACACUCAGAGCUACAUCCCACCGGUCAAAACUGACUGGACCUUUGGCAACCCUGCACCAGAGCCCAUGGAGAGAGUCCAGAGUCAUGUGGUCUAUCUCCCCCCAUUGAAUCUGACCGGGAGGGUCGUCCGCUGGGUUUGGGACCCAGAAGAGGAGCGGAAACGUCAGGAGCGUUGGCAGCGAGAGCAGGAGCGCCUGCUUCAGGAGAGGUACCGGCUCCAGCAGGAGAAGCUGAGGCGGGACUGGGAGAGAGCACAGAGGGAGGUGGAGGAGGAGGAGAGUAGGUACCAUGAAGAGGAGCGGAAGAUCCUGGAGGAGACUGUGGUGCCUCUGAUGCCCGGUUCAUCCGCCGUGACCUCCCCCCGUCCUGGGGGGCCGGCUCUGCCCAUUGUGCGCUCACUGGCCGACUGGGAGCGCAAGCAGGAACUGCUGGAAAGACAGAGGAAGGGCGAAGACCACGAGAACCUUCUUACAAAUGAGAAAAGCGAUGUUGUGACAGAACAGAAGAUGCAGAUGGAGUCUUGUACAAAACCGGGAAGUUCAUGGGUGUCCUGCUCCAGCCGUCCAGCAGCCAUCGGACAGGUUCAGCAGAACGGCCAAUCGCAACCCAGGGAUCUAGGUCCACCUGGAACGACUGAGAUGCUGGUUCCCAGGGGUUCGGUAUGUGACAGCCAGAAGCAAGAAAUGAAGGAGCCAUGGAGUAAGAGAACAUCUCUAGAACACAGCUGGAGCUGCCAGCAAUCACUGGCCACGGGGAUCAAGAGGGCUGAUUCUUACCAAGAGGUGGAGACUAAUUACUCGUCUUCCUGGACAUCAGAUGUCCAGUCGCCAGUCGCUAACAGGUCAGUGAGUGGGAAGAAACUCUGCUCCAGCUGUAAGCAGCCGUUGGGCAGGGGAGCGGCCAUGAUCAUCGACACGCUCAGCCUUUGCUUCCACAUCGGCUGUUUCAAGUGUGGGAUGUGUAAGGGCCAGCUGGGCGACACCAGCACCGGCACCGACGUGAGGAUUCGCAACGGCCUGCUGACCUGCCAGCAGUGCUACGUCGGGUCCCGUGUUGCUGGCCAACCCACCACGUUGUGACAAAAAAAAAUGUCUUCGGACAGUGGGAGAAUUUUUUGGGAAUAUUGAUUUUUUUUUUCCAAGACAAUUGGCACAUGUUCGUGGUCAUUGAGAAACUUACAUUAACCAUUGUGCAAAAAUGCAAACCUGGUUCUGAAAGCGUGUCCCCGUUGAAUUAUCUGUAACAGCUUAUUGACCUGGUGGCUGAUGCCUAUUUUACCGACUUUUGGACUGUUGUGCUGUUUUGUUGACACCGUGUUUUUUUUUAUUAUUGCACUCCAGAUGUAAAGCAGUUCACGGUAUAAAUAUUAUGACGUAAAGUGACUUGUUUCGAUGCAGCAGAAUUCCACUUAAAUUUGUGUAGUAGCGUUCAAAUAAUCAGACAGGGGUUUGCCAAUCAUCUGUAUGUUCGGUAUAAUAAUACUCUGAUUUAAGGUAAACCUAAGAAUUGCAUUAUUUAAAUAUAAUAUUUAUAAGCACACGAUUUCAUUGGUAUCGAGGGAUAUCGGACGUUUUAAUGAGACCUUAAUCGCAAGCAUCUAGCAACUACUGUCAUACUUUGACAAACAUGUAUGAUAUAAUCUUAAAAGAAACUUAACCUAAUUGCCUUUCUUUAGUCAUGUCACGUUUUGCCGACGUUGUAAAUCAAAGUGAGCGAAAUUAUCAAGUAUAUUACACAUGAUAAAUGGCUCUGUGCGAUUAAUCGGGAGAAAACCAUAUGCAAUUUUAAUAGCAGAAUGUCCAAAGUCCCGGACCUGCAUUUCCUUAAGUUCGCUAAGCGUUUUGAUUGUAACACUCACCAACCACAAAGGCUAUUGAGAGACUCUCUGAAAUACCUGCUUCUGUUUGGUGUUCAGGUCACCUCUGACUCGUCAGUUUUUAACCCUGAAACUUUUGUUUUCGUUUUUUUUCCUUAAGACCCAGUUAAUCGGCCUCAUUUUUUCGUUAGGGUGGAAAUUCUAAGUUAUGUGUAAUUUAUUGAAGACAAUAAAGGAAACGUAUGUACGUUCAUUACCAUUGUUAGGGGGUAAUGGUGUCAUAUGUACACAGCUCUUUAUAAACUGUAGUCCUACUGAGUUAGAAAUUGCAAAUGUCGCGUUAAGCUCGUGCCUUAGAAAUGCACACGUACAUGCGGGGGGUAUUGAUAUGAUAUCCAAAGAUUUUUUUUCGUUGGCUGGACUUUUCUGGACGAGAUAAAUGUGUGUAAAGGGGCGAUUACGAAAGCCGCACGUAAGGAGUACCCCGACGCGCGUGCACAUUCGCUUCGGCAUCAUAAUACUCGCUCAGUUUUAAUGAGGUUGGACAUAGAACGUCUGUCUCGUCUUUCUUUUCAUCCGUUGACCCGGCAAAACGGUGCAAACAGUGUAUAGCGAUAUAGCGGUUGAACUGUAGCGCUACCCAAACGUUUCCACCAUGGUAUCGCUACAUUUUCUUAAAUCUGCAAAAACCUCGUGGAAAAAGUCUCUCUCAGCUUCGUUGGGAAAAUAUGUUUUCAUAAAGAACAGAACUGCGUCGUUUUAAAUACAUUUAUCAUAUAAACGUCGUAGCAAGAACAAUGCGGUCCCUGUCCCCCAAAUCGCCAACUAACUUACAGAUAGUUCGAUACAAGUGUACUCCUAUAAAUUAUAUUAUUAUUAUUAUUAUUAUUAUUAUUAUUAUUAUACCAAAGACAAGGGUGAAUGAACUUAAAAAUCCUUUACGUUCAGAAUAAUUCCUUGAUUUUACAUCUAUGCUGUUAAUACGCAUUCUGAAUAUAUGGGCCUAUUGUUUACUUCUGUAUGUAUACAUACCGUGUUUUCUAUAAAACGAUUUACAGUAUUUACAGCACUAUCUAAAGUAUGAGCUAACGUUAGCGGAGGGGGCUCUAGCGAGCGUGGAAUCGGUGUUAUCCGAGACGGCGAAAUAAGAACCGCUGUGUUGCGUAUUUAUUAUCAUACUCAUCUUAAGAUACGAUCUGAAUGUCAAAUAACUAUUAGUAAUGCAUUGACUUUUAUAGGAAAUGUAUGAUUAUGUUUCUAAAUAAAACUGUCCAAAUGUU